Molecule: messenger RNA, 2899 nt
Organism: Poecilia latipinna (sailfin molly)
Lineage: Eukaryota; Metazoa; Chordata; Actinopteri; Cyprinodontiformes; Poeciliidae
Product: lymphatic vessel endothelial hyaluronic acid receptor 1-like
Exons: 6
Coding region: 457-1587 (376 amino acids)
Biological process (GO): cell adhesion
Cellular component (GO): plasma membrane
Molecular function (GO): transmembrane signaling receptor activity; hyaluronic acid binding
Source: RefSeq, a predicted model, not a curated record
AACAGGAAGUAGCUCUUCCUACUCCACUGAUAGAGCCAACAAUUCUGCUGGAAAUGCUUGCAAAGCAGGAAAUAUUUAUACCACUGAACUACACACCCAACAGAGUGAAACUAUUCCUUCACUUAGUUUUUUUGUUUUGUUUUUUACAAAAAAAGCAUCAGUUCAGUGACUCAGGUGCUGAUCUUUUCUUUUAAUAGCAGAGGUUUAUGUUCUCUGAUUUAUUUCUAUUGGAGUUCUCAACACUUCCUGUCAUCCCACUUUAAUGUUUCCUGGACUUCCUCUAUGAUCCCAAACACGGUACUUCAUAUGCCGUGUUUGUCAUCUAUCUGCAAUCAGACGAGCAAAACAUCUGAAUCCGACCGAAUGUCACGUUGAUGUUUACUGUAUGUGUCUGAAAGGCCAGCAGGCAGAGCUGACCUCACGCUUCCUGUUUCCUUCGGCCCUCGUUGGUUCUGGAUGCUCCUUCACAUUCACCUCACACAGAGAAACAUGGCGGGUCGGUUCUGCUUCAUGUCCGUUUUUCUGCUGCUCUUUAUGUUGCAGCUUUCUGCCUCCAGUCUAAGUAAAGUCGUGGUCCAGACGGACAAACCCACAGGAAUCUUCCUGCUGAUUGACGGAGGAGAUUACACUUUGAACUUCACCGACGCACAAGCGGCGUGUUCGCUUCUGAAGGUCACCAUAGCAACAAUAGCUCAGCUGGAGGAAGCAGUACGGCACGGACUGGAGACAUGCAAGUAUGGCUGGGUGGCUGAGAAGACGGCGGUCAUCCCACGGAUAAAAUCCGACAACAACUGUGGAAAAGGAAACAAGGGGCUAGUCCAGUGGAAGGCGCCGCCUGACAGGAAAUUUGCAGUGUACUGCUUCAACGCUUCAGGUACCAACCGGCCCGGUCCGGUCCGGCCCAUGCUUACAGAUCAGAACCAAACUCUGGACCCGUCCACAGCCAGCCCACAGUCUCCCAGCUCCUCCACCUUACCGGAAGCUCUGGGCCCAGCCUCGUCAUCUGCUGCUCCUACCUCCAGAUCAUCCACCCAGACUCUGCCUGCAGUGGGAAAGACAUCUACACCUCAGCCCACCGAGCUGGCGCCUUCAGCUGCAGCCUCUGUUACCAAGACAACAGACUUGUCUUCGUCUUCCUCCCCUCUCAAACACCUGUCCUCACAUAUUCCCGUUUCUCCGCAUCGCCUCAUCGCCUCCACGCCCGCUGGUGUCACUUUUAGCUUUCCAACCUCCACUCAGUCCCCAAGUUCCUCCGUCUCCUCUGAGCCGGAGCUGGAACCAUCCGUUGGGUCAACACGCCCCCUGCUGGACGCUGCUCACAUCAGUCUCAUCAGUCUCAGCAUCGUUCUCCUGCUUCUCAGCGCAACGACGGCUUGGUGGUGUUACAAAUCGAAUGUCAUCCGCUGGUAUGUCCGGCACCACAAGGACGACAUAGAGACGGAGAUGUGGAGGAACUCCCACAGUGAGAUGGACCUACACAGUGAAGACGGAGCAGCAGUAGAACACGAUGAAGAACUAAGCACAAAAUACUCCAGUGAUGUCACACUCUGUGUGAAUACAGGGACGGAAACAAAGUCUGCAGAGUAGCUGAUGUUUCUGCUGUCUGGUUUAGUUUUUUACAGGCCUGGAUGAGGCACAACAGACUGAACCCAUAUGGAAAUUCCUGGACAACAGGAAAAAAGUGAUUUAUCUGAUGAAGCAGACCAGUCAUAGUUGGUUAGACUCCUUUUAUCCAACAUGGUUUAAUAUUUUUGAUGUUUUCUAAUGGCGUUGGGUGAUUCAAGAAGCAUCCAUGUUUGUGUUGCUCUUUACCUUGACGUAAUGGUUAAAUAUAUAGCUGUAGAGAUUAGGAAUACAACAAUAUGAAAAUUUGGAAUGAUAUUGAUAUCCGAUGUAUUAUUACUCUUGUGGCUGAUAACCAUUCUUAUAUAUCUCACUACCCUUUUGAUACCCAUUAUAAAAAACAACCAGCCUGCUGAGUUCACCACUGCGUCUGUGCUUCAGUUAAACUCCCCACAAUCCUUUGCUGCAUCACUGCCACUGUCACAUGACCAACCUCUUUCACUCCCCCUCCAGAAACAAACAGCAAGAUGGAAAUAAAUAUCGGUUGAUAAUACUGGCCCACUUUUAAUUAUCGGGCCAAUUCUGAUAUGUUAAAAAAUGACAAAUCAGCCAAUACCGACGUUAGUGCCGAUACAUUGUGCAUCCAUAGUAGAUAUUAUGUCGGAAUGGAAAACCAACAGUACACACGUUCCAAUAAUAACACCAAGAAUUUUUGUAUUCCUUAUUCAGCAUUCGGUUGCCAUGUCAACGCCAUUGUUCAUUUAACAUGGUGUAUUUUUUUACCCAGAUUGUUGAUUUUGCUGGUUGUGGAUGUUUUCAGUGCACAUUUACAGACUGGAGGUGAGUUGAGUUCAAGUCUGAACUUUGACUGGGCCAUCAGAUGUGCUUGGUUCCAUUUAAAGUGUUGUAUUGCAUUCUGGCUGCCUCAUCAGUAUUAUAAUCAUUGUGUGCAGGAAGUGGUGAAUCCUUGCAUACUGAACUGCAGAUAAAGGCAGGGGUCUACAGUAUUAUAUAUUAUUUUCUACAUGCAAGGUGUCAUGUGAGAAUGUCAAUGUCUUAAUGGAAAAACCAGCAUUGCAUUUAUAUCAAUUAAGGGGAAGUUAAGUACGCUAACAUAGCAAUACUAACGUGCUAAACAUUAGUUUAGCAUGUCUAGCACGGAAUACCACUAUAACUCAAAAAAUACAUGGCGAGUAAUAAGUAUUGGCAAAUUAUAUCAACCCAUCCAUGCACUAUAUGACAACAAUAGAUAUUUGAUUCUUGUUCUUGGGUGGAAAAAUUGCAGGAACUACAUUAAGAAGACAUAAAGAAAUAAAAAACAUAUUUUUUUCUACUC